Messenger RNA from Ceratitis capitata (Mediterranean fruit fly), 4237 nucleotides. Its product is annotated as vesicle-fusing ATPase 1. Gene Ontology annotation, cellular component: Golgi stack. The record is from RefSeq and is a predicted model, not a curated record. Gene Ontology annotation, biological process: Golgi to plasma membrane protein transport; intra-Golgi vesicle-mediated transport; SNARE complex disassembly. Bases 317 to 2557 code for a protein of 746 amino acids. Gene Ontology annotation, molecular function: ATP binding; ATP hydrolysis activity. NCBI's taxonomy places the organism in Eukaryota, Metazoa, Arthropoda, Insecta, Diptera, Tephritidae. The transcript is spliced from 11 exons.
UUUAAGAUCAAUAUAAAAAGUGUUUUAUUACUAAAAGUUAAACGAGCAAUGAUAUAAACUGCAUUAUCAAUAAAUAACAUUGAAGAAUUCGGGAUCAGAAUAUAUAUAUAAACAAACCCAAAAAAUUGUAAAAAAAUACAAACUUGCGCCUGUUAAUGGAUCGAUAUUCGGAAUAGAAAAGUGAAAGAACAAGCAACUACCCCUAUUUUACCUGGAUAUUUUCUCCAAAGCAGCAGUCGGGCUGGAUACUUGAGCAAAUUAAGAAGAUAGCAAAUUUUUUUGAAAGUUAUUUGUGCUUUAUUGUGUAAAGGCAAAAAUGUCUUAUCGUUUAAGAGCAACGAAAUGUCCUACAGACGAAUUGUCGGUAACGAACAAGGCCAUCGUGAAUAUCAACGAUUUUCCAGAAGAUGUCAAGUAUGCCGACAUAUCGCCUGGACCAGGCCAACAUUAUAUAUUUUCACUUCUACAUACCAAUGAGGUGGCACGGGGUCAUGUUGGUUUUUCGUUAGUGCAACGAAAGUGGGCUACACUUUCCAUAAAUCAGGAUAUUGAUGUGCGACCAUAUCGUUUUGAUGCCAAUUCCGAUGUAAUAACACUUGUCUCAUUCGAAACGGACUUUUUGCAGAAGAAAAUCACUUCUCAGGAGCCAUACGACUCUGACCAAAUGGCAAAAGAAUUCUUAAUGCAAUUUGCCGGAAUGCCCUUGACAGUUGGACAGACCUUGGUUUUCGAUUUUCAAGGCAAAAAGCUUUUAGGGCUUGCUGUUAAGACAUUGGAAGCUGUGGAUCCCAAGUCCCUAGGCGAGGGCAAGGAGACUUCUACUAAAAAUGUACGCUUUGGGCGUAUACUGGGCAAUACAAUUGUACAAUUUGAGAAAGCCGAAAAUUCUUCGUUAAACUUGCAGGGCAAGUCUAAAGGAAAAAUUGUACGCCAAUCGAUUAUCAACCCAGAUUGGGAUUUCGGCAAGAUGGGCAUUGGUGGUCUGGAUAAGGAAUUCAAUGCUAUUUUCCGUCGUGCUUUCGCAUCACGUGUCUUUCCACCUGAACUUGUUGAACAAUUGGGUUGUAAGCACGUCAAAGGUAUAUUGUUAUAUGGACCACCUGGUACCGGUAAGACCUUGAUGGCACGUCAAAUUGGCACUAUGUUAAACGCACGUGAGCCAAAAAUUGUUAAUGGCCCACAGAUAUUGGACAAGUACGUUGGUGAAUCGGAAGCAAAUAUAAGACGACUCUUUGCCGAGGCUGAGGAGGAAGAAAAGAGGCUUGGUCCCAACAGCGGCCUGCAUAUCAUAAUUUUCGACGAAAUCGAUGCUAUUUGUAAGGCGCGUGGUUCGGUAGCUGGCAACAGUGGUGUGCACGACACUGUGGUCAAUCAAUUGUUGGCCAAAAUCGAUGGUGUCGAGCAGUUGAACAACAUAUUGGUUAUUGGUAUGACAAAUCGACGUGAUAUGAUUGAUGAGGCUUUGUUGCGACCCGGACGCUUGGAAGUGCAAAUGGAGAUUAGUUUGCCGAAUGAAGAAGGUCGUGUGCAGAUUUUGAAUAUACACACCAAGCGUAUGCGUGAAUUCAAUAAAAUUGCUGGCGAUGUGGACAGUAGGGAGAUUGCUACUUUGACGAAGAACUUUAGUGGCGCCGAGUUGGAGGGUUUAGUGCGUGCAGCACAAUCCACCGCAAUGAAUCGUUUAAUCAAAGCCGAUGCCAAGGUACAUGUUGAUCCACAAGCUAUGGAGAAGCUUAAGGUGACACGUUCCGACUUUAUGCACGCACUGGAAAACGAUAUAAAACCGGCCUUUGGCACAGCGCAGGAAAUACUCGAUAAUAUGCUAUCACGCGGCAUAAUCAACUGGGGUCAGCCUGUGGCUAGUGUACUAGAGGACGGCAUGCUGUAUGUGCAACAGGCAAAGGCAACAGAAAGCUCCGGUUUGGUAUCUGUGCUCAUUGAGGGCGCGCCCAAUUCAGGCAAAACUGCAUUGGCUGCUAAGUUAGCUAAAAUGUCUGAUUUUCCAUUUGUUAAAGUAUGCUCACCCGAAGAUAUGGUCGGCUAUACUGAAUCGGCCAAGUGCUUGCACAUACGCAAGAUAUUUGAUGAUGCUUAUCGCUCUACUUUGAGCUGCAUUGUAGUGGACAAUGUUGAGCGUUUAUUGGAUUAUGGUUCGAUUGGACCACGCUAUUCUAAUUUAACUUUACAAGCAUUGUUGGUCUUGUUAAAGAAACAGCCGCCGAAGGGACGCAAAUUGCUUAUUUUGGUCACGUCAAGCAGACGCGCUGUUUUGGAAGAAAUGGAAAUGUUGACAGCUUUUACUUCCUGUUUACACGUACCCAAUCUAUCCAGCCCCGAACAUGUCUUGGCUGUGCUUGAACAUGCCGAGAUAUUUAGUAAGGGCGAAUUGCAGGCGAUUGGCAAGAAGAUGGCGGGCAAAAAAGUAUUCAUUGGCAUCAAGACCUUGUUGGGGCUAAUUGACAUGACACGACAGACGGAGCCGCAGCAUAGAGCUAUUAAAUUCCUCUCAAAAAUGGAGGAAGAAAAUUUCUUAGGAAUGAGUUGUAAGGAUCAGUAACUAUUACGUAAAGAAUUCAACAUGUCGAUAGUGGAGCUUAAGGAUGUCUUUUGAGUGCAUACAUAUACGCAUAUAAUAUGUUAACACAACAGCAACAUUUAUGUUAAAAAUAUAAAUUAUAUAAAUUAACAGAAAGAAAAUAUGUUAAACUGAAAAAUACGUUAAAUACAAAUAACAAUUUAUCAUCACUAAAAUAUAUAUAAAAAAAUAAUACAAAAUAUACGCUAUCAGUUGACAAGUAAAAAUACAUACAUACACACAUACAAGAAUGGCGUAAAUCUGGUGCAUUAAACUUGCUAAAUAAAUACAAGCAAUAUUAUCAAGAUUCCAACAAAAAAUUGUUAACAACGAUGGUAGAAGAGACGGUUAUAGAGUGUAUGAUUUUUGCGAUAAUAAUAAAAGCGUUUUUAGAGCGUUGCAAACAACAAUUACAUAUAGUAUUGAUUUGUAGGACGACAAAUUGAACAUAUACAAAGUAUAGAAGAGUUUAGGAGCUUAAUAAAUAAAACAAGGAACAGUGCGUGGUGAUAUGUGAUUGAUUUUUGAUAGUUGAUAAAACGUAAGCGAAUAUAGCUAAGGAAAAUAUAUACAUUCAACGACAUCUAAACUAUUGAGACUACUAACUGUAUUAACCGAUACAUUUCCGAACUUCAACUUCAAGCUACCAUCCACCGUUAAUUUCACUAGGAGCAAACCGUCCCGCACUAGCUCCACGCUCUCCAGCUAAACUAACUUUUGCUGUUUUCCAGUUUAUAUAAUGUAUUUCAAUUUUUAGAUAUUUACUAAAAAAAAAAAAGUAUCGACAUUCCAAAAGAAAAACUUUUAAGUUAAAGUUUAAGUCAAUUUGAAAUGUAGGAAUAAUAUUUUAACUAAAACUUUAAUAUUUUGUGUGCAAUUAAAUAUAAAUAGAAAAAUGUUUGCUCAGGAAUAUAUAGAAAAUUAUCGUUGGAAAUGAAAUUCCUUAAUAAGAGUGUUUCGACAUUUUUUGCGUUUUUUAUUCAUGUUUUUUUUUUGUUUGUUUCAAAAACCAUCAAACAACAACAAAAACACUAUUACUCGAAAGUAAUUUAUGUGUGUUAAGGCGUGGAAAAGCUUGCUUAUUUAUGUUAGUAAAAGACAAGCCAAAAUAUAUUUACUUAAUUGCAUUUUUACUAAAAAAGAAAACAUAUUUUUUUCAAAAAUUAUAAAUGUCUAAUUAUGGUGUAAGCACCGAAGAAACUUAGCCUCAAUUAAUAGUAUUAAGAUGAGUAAAUAAUGAAAUGAAGUGAAAUUUCUUUCAAUAUCAGUUUGUAAAUAUUAUAUGUUAUAUAACUUGGCAGUAAAAUUGCUUAAUGAUUAAUGCAAAGAAGAGAGUUGAAAAUUAGUUUUCAAUUUCAUGUUUAUUUUUUUUUUUUUUGAAACGUAGUAAAUCGAUUAUUAUAGUAUUUUUUUUUUGUUACGAGCCAAUUACAUGAAGUUACAUUUUCCAAGUAUUUUAAGCAAUUGCAUUCGAAAUGAGUAGAGUUAUAUUUCUAAUAUUUUAUUUUAUUUUAUUUUAUUUUUUUUUGAGUAUAAACCUCUGAGCAGAAAGUAUUGUUAAAGUGAAAGAUAACUAUGAGUAAUGCUGUUGACUUCCUUAUAAAUCAUGUUAAAAUGUUGCUUUACUUCAGUACAUAUAUGUAUGUAAUUAAAAUUUAAAUA